Messenger RNA from Dendrobium catenatum, 450 nucleotides. RefSeq lists its product as uncharacterized. The transcript has a single exon. Lineage: Eukaryota; Viridiplantae; Streptophyta; Magnoliopsida; Asparagales; Orchidaceae. The coding region runs from base 1 to 450 and encodes 149 amino acids. The record is from RefSeq and is a predicted model, not a curated record.
AUGAGGAAGUUUAUGGCUGAUUCAGACUUUCAUGAUGUUGGAAGCAUUGGACCAAGGUUCACUUUGUGUAAUAAUAAGGAAGGAGCUUCUAGGAUUUGGGAAAGGUUGGAUAGAUGCUUGUUGAAUUCGACUGCAUUACAAAAGAUCCCUCUAGCUAUUAUCAGGAACCUGGCAAGGGUGACUUCGGAUCAUAGUCCAAUCACUCUCAAAGUGGAUGAAAGGAUAUGUUACAGAUCUAGAGUAAUCAGGUUUGAGGAAACUUGGAGAUCAUACCCGGCGGCUAGAAGCAUAUUGCAACAUUCUUGGAGGAAGAAGGAUUUCGGUGAUGAGAGUGAAAUUCUGGAUAUAAAGCUUCACAGAACUCUUAAGGAACUAUUUUUUUGGAAGAAAAAUAAGUGUAAGAGUUUAAAUCAGUUGAAGGAGGAGUUAAAAAAGGAAAUUCUGGAGUAA